Molecule: messenger RNA, 2802 nt
Organism: Scheffersomyces coipomensis
Lineage: Eukaryota; Fungi; Ascomycota; Pichiomycetes; Serinales; Debaryomycetaceae
Exons: 1
Molecular function (GO): guanyl-nucleotide exchange factor activity
Source: RefSeq, a predicted model, not a curated record
AUGGGAAUAUACCAAAGGUAUGCUUCUAGAGAGCAUGAUGAAGCAUUUUUCAAUAGUUCAAAACGUGACCAAUCGAUCAAUAAUUCAACCAAUGUUUCACAGUCAAUUCCUAAAUCUACAGACCUUACUUCAAUAGAUAUACCUCCCUUAUCUGGUCAAUAUGAUGCUGAACAUAAAGAUAACUCCCAUAUAACCACUAUAAACGACUAUGUGAGAAUGUUCCCUCUGGCUGCUUUCUAUGUUGGCCAUGAUAAGGAAUUAUUUGAAGAUGUAAUAGUCAUGGUUUACAACCAUUUGAAGACUAAUAAAAUAAGUACCAAAGCAUUAACAAAAUUCGGUUUAACUUCCUAUGACAAUAUGAAAUUAGAUCCCAACUCAAGAUUCUGGCCUAGUUGUGAAAAUUUAUCUGAACAAUCACAACAAUCACCAGUGAAAAGAGCUUUAGCCAUAACCAAUUUAAAGAAUUAUAACAGACUUUCUAACCAUAGUGGAUCCAUAGAAUUAAAUAGAUCGUGGGAUGAGACUAAUGCAGGCUCUUUAGCUGAAUCCAUGAUCUUGUUAGAGAACAAGACUCCAGAAGAAGUUGGUCUCAAGCUUACACAAAUUGGUUUAUUACAGCUGCAUCAAUUGGAUUCUGUCUUAUUAGAUAUUGUCUACGAUAACUCUGAUCAAAGAGCCAUAAAUAACAAUAACAGACUCGUGUUCCUAAUUGGUGAACAGUUGGAACAAUUGUUUGAUCCAUUACUUGAAUAUUCACCAGAAGCAAUGCAAAUUGAAUAUAUUGUUCCUACUACUGCAAACUAUGCUCCAACUAAAGUUAAUAGUCAUUUAAUAGAUUCUGUUGUCACCGAGUUAAUCACAGUUCAGGCUAACUUCACUAUGGGAUUAGUUAAUUUAUUACAAAACUUCAUAAUCCCUCUAAGGAUUAGUGUCUUGUCAUCGACUGCUAAUACAGGUAUAGCCAAGCUUAAUCAAGUUUUCCCACCCACAAUUGACGAAAUAACAAGAAUCAAUUGUAUUUUGCAUGAUGCUUUGAGCAAAGCUCAUAGCUACGGUUAUAUGGAAGUCAUGAAAGUUAUGAAUAUGAUAUUGCCAUAUUUUUAUAAACCAUUCAUUAGACAUGAAGCAAAUUUAAGAAAUUUCUCAUCCAAGAUUGAUAGAUUCAAUAAAAAGAAUCGUUCCAAUGUGUUUGAGAAUGAUUCCAUUAAUCAAGGUGGUUAUAGUUACAGAGGGGUAGAGUCUAUAGUUUCUGGUUCAUUAAUGGAAUUACCUAGAUUCAAGUUAAUUUUAAAAAGAUUACAAGAAACAAUACGAUCUGAAAAAGUCAUACUUGGGGUAAAUAGUGAAAGUGACGAAGAAGCUAAACUCUUCCAAACAUAUUUCAGUAGAUCUAUUGAAGUCAUUGAUGCCUUUGGAGGUGAAGAAAAUCAAUUAUCCAUUGAUCCAAGACAAAGAAUAUUUACACCAACUGGUAAAAUACUAACAGAAUUAGCCAGUAAAUGGCCCAGCGAGUUACAGUAUGGUUGGUUAUCUAGAAAAGUUGUUGGUAUCUUUAAAUUGAAAAAUGUUAAAUCAGAAGGUAUACAUGAUAUCGAAAUUUUGAUUAUCUUUUCCGAUCAUUUAUUAUUCAUAACUAUCGUUGAUAAUUCUUACUAUUUAAGGGAUGGCUCUAGUAAGAACCUUUCGAUACCAGACAUCUUAAUGCAUUCAUUAAUUAAUGAAAAACCUCUUCCAAAUCUUUCUUUGUUCCCAGAUAUGCAAGUUACAAAUUGGUGUGAUAUAAAUGAUGUUUUGGUCACUUCAUAUAAAGCAGUUGGCUCUGAUGGAACAGAGUCUGACUUGCUUCGUUUCCUCAGUAAACAUCAGAAUGGUUUUAAUAGUACAAAUCAAGAAGAGAGAAAGUUUUCCAAGAAUUUUGAAGUCAUAAAUACCAAGAGAAGUGAAUUGCACAAUAGUACUUCCAUACUUAAAUUGAUUAAUAAAGCUAGAGUAUUAUUGAAAAGUCAGCCAUUCCAUUUGUUUAGAAGUGAUACUCCUAAUUUGAGUCUAUACUCUACUGCUCAUGAUGUCUCAGUUUAUGAAGCUGAAACAUGCAAAUCUCCAAUUGCGUUAUUUUUGAAUAUGAAAAUCAAAGAUACUGAGGUCUAUUUCACAGAUCAUCCUUAUUUAGAUUUGAUAAUUCAUGCUAAUCUCGUGACUGAUGGCUUGGUUAGAAUCAAAGCGGUCGAUAAAUUUGGAAUAUUCAAAUCUAGACUGACUUGUGAGAUUCAAGAUUUUCAGAAAGUUAUUAAAGAGUUUGUCGGUAAUUUCUACGCUUGUGUUUUCAAAUCAUCAAAUUCUAUAUCUAAUCAUGCUAUUGAAGCUACUGGACAAGAUAUCAAAUAUGUAUUAGAUACAUUUAUGAAUUCUGACAUUGAAAAAUUGAAAGAAGAAUUAAGAGAAAAGCAAGAUCGAGUAAAGCCAAUACCUUUAAUAGAGAGAAAGACUCAUAAGAAAACUCUCAGUGAAGCUCUUUCAAUUCCAGAAAGUUAUUUAACCAAGAAAGUAACAAACGUUACAACUAACGUUCAACCCGAAGAGAAGAAGUUAACAAUAGAGAAGAAAGAAAUGAAAGAGGAACCAUUAUCUAAAACUCAAAAGGCCAAAAGAAGAAGAUCUUUUGUUCAGACGAUAUUCCAAGCAUUUAAACGAAAAAAUACUGGUAAAGUAUCCCCUGAUGUUAGUCAAGUCAAAGAAAAUGGUUAUAUCCCCCAAGGUGAAAAGAAGGAAUACAAAAAGAUUUAUAAACCAAAUCCAGAAUUA